This is a messenger RNA of Schistosoma bovis, 327 nucleotides long. The record is from the annotation of a GenBank genome assembly. Lineage: Eukaryota; Metazoa; Platyhelminthes; Trematoda; Strigeidida; Schistosomatidae.
AUGACAUAUGUUGAGGGUUUCGGCUAUUUUAUAGAAAGCUUUGAAAAGCGUCUAAACCUAUAUCAUGGAGGAAAAAGGCGAUCAAUUUCUGGUGUCACCGAAUUCCUUACGUCCCGGCAAAAUGAAAUAAACUUACACACCCCUCCGAAAUAUGCUACUGAUUUGGAUAAAGAAGAUCUGGAACUUAUUCAUGAUUUUGGGAGCCUAUCAACUCAACAGCUAAUGGAUAAAAUUAAACAUUUACAGAAUUUAGCUUAUCAAGUUGGAUUGGAAGAAGCAAAAGAAAUGACCCGCGGGAAAUUUUUAAAUAUUCUUGGGAAACGCUAA